AUGCCUACUGUGAGGCAGCGCCACCACUAUUCUUCAACCAUGGAGGGCCCUUCUGGCAUAUCGGCAGAAUCGGAUCCUCCUACGCCGCCUCCCUCUGAGCGCGCAUCUUCGCCGACCGCGCCCCUCCACGGGCGCACCAGUCCCUUCCACCUGGCCAUUAUGAGGAUCGGUAGUCACCCCGUAUUGAAAGCACUUGCUGGCUUUGUCCUCCUGGGACUUCUUUCCGGCCUAUUGGGAUGGCCAAGGCAGCUGGUAUUCUGGUUGAACCUGGUCGCCUUGGUUCCGCUGAUGGCCAUCAUCACGAUUGCUAUCACCGAGCUGUCCCAUACCCUUGGACCAUUUCUUCACGAGAUCCUGAAAUCUACCCUGGGUAACUCGGUUGAACUGAUGGUUGGCCUUGUGUCAGCGCAAAUGGGUCAAGGCCGUAUCUUCCACUCAGUGGUGGUUGGCAGUAUCCUGUGCUAUUCUCUGCUGGUGCUUGGUAGCUGUUUCUUGAUCUCUGGCUACGACAAGGAACAUCUACACUUUGAUCGCAAUUUGACUAGCAUCAUGUCAUCGUUGAUGAUGAUGGUAUGCAUCUCCUUGGUGCUUCCCGGCGUGAUGGUCACAUUUCCCUCGUUGGAUACCCUCUCCAUCAGUGCCGUGGUGACUAGUCAUGAGGUACAAAUGGUUUCGUAUGGGAUCGCGCUCAUCCUGCUGGGUCUGUUUGGUGUCUUCCUUCUUUUCCAACUCAAGUCCCAUGCGGCCUUGUUUCGCAUUGCCGAGGGGGCGGCCGAGUCGCACUUGAGCGAUGCCAGCAGUGAAACCCGCGCAGACGAUAAUAGAAUGCCAAUGGACCACGAACCGGUCAUGUUCACACCGCAAUCGGCUGGCGUUGCUCUUCUCAUUGCAGUGGCCUGCUUGACGGGGUGUGUUGUCCACAUUGUGAACAGUGUCAAUGCUGCGUUAGAGCGGGGAACUGGCACCAGCUUCCCCAUUUUGGUCUGGGUGCCGCUGGUGGGGAACGUGUCCAAAUAUCUGACCAUUGUGAUCAUCUCGCGCCAGGGCCAUGUGGAGGUCGCCGUCAGAAACAUCUUGAACAGCGUUCUACGCCUCACCCUGUUGGUCACGCCAACUCUGGUCCUCAUGGGCUGGUCCCUAGGCCAAUCGGUGACUCUGCAGAUGGAUAAUUUCGAGGCGACCAUGCUGUUCCUCGCCGCCAUGGUCAUGAGCCACGUGAUUCACGAAGGCCGGGCCAACUACUUUGACGGCCUCAUGCUCUGUGGAACGUACAUCAUCACGGGAGUCGCCUUCUAUGUGUGUCCCAGCGUGAGCACGAUCAAGGACAUCGCGGUCGUAAGCACAUGA
This is a messenger RNA of Aspergillus luchuensis, 1347 nucleotides long. RefSeq lists its product as uncharacterized. Gene Ontology annotation, biological process: intracellular calcium ion homeostasis; calcium ion transmembrane transport. The record is from RefSeq and is a predicted model, not a curated record. Bases 1 to 1347 code for a protein of 448 amino acids. Lineage: Eukaryota; Fungi; Ascomycota; Eurotiomycetes; Eurotiales; Aspergillaceae. Gene Ontology annotation, molecular function: calcium:proton antiporter activity. The transcript has 3 exons. Gene Ontology annotation, cellular component: fungal-type vacuole membrane.